This is a messenger RNA of Alligator sinensis (Chinese alligator), 5764 nucleotides long. RefSeq names its product vitellogenin-2-like. The record is from RefSeq and is a predicted model, not a curated record. Gene Ontology annotation, molecular function: lipid carrier activity. Gene Ontology annotation, biological process: lipid transport. Lineage: Eukaryota; Metazoa; Chordata; Crocodylia; Alligatoridae. The coding region runs from base 152 to 5569 and encodes 1805 amino acids. The transcript has 37 exons.
CCAGGCAUGGGCUUUGGGUGGCUACAGUAAGAAGAGCUGGGCAGUGGUGAGGGGGAGAGGCCACUUUUCCUCUGCACUGAGCAGCAGUUUCUGCCUGGUCACUGCUGCUGCUCAGCAUGGGCAGGAAAAAAAUGAGGGACAAGGGAUACAAAUGACACCCUUUCUAUGCCCUGCAAGACUCAGGUGCCAGAAAUAUGACAUUGACCCCAACUUUAGUAAAAGCAAAACCUGUGUGUACAACUAUGAAGGCCUUAUUAUGCAUGGACUGCAAGAAAGAGGUUUGGCAAAGGCUGGGCUACGAAUAACCAGCAAACUAGAGAUUAGUUCAUUAUCAGAUAAUACUUACCUCCUCAAGGUCCGAUCGCCACAGCUGGAGGAAUACAAUGGAAUCUGGCCGAGAGAUCCAUUCACUCGAUCUUCCAAACUCACCCAGAUGAUCGCUUUAUGUUUGAGCCGGCCCUUUAAAUUUGAAUACUAUAGUGGACGGAUUGGCAAUGUUUAUGCCCCAGAAGAUUGCCCUGUCUUGUGUAUUAACAUAGUGAGAGGGAUUCUGAACAUGAUGUAUAUUACCAUCAAGAAGUCACAAAAUGUGUAUGACUUACAAGAGGCUGGAAUUGAAGGCAUCUGCCACACAAGGUAUGUCAUCCAGGAAGACAGGAAGAAUAACAGAGUCUCUAUUACUAAAACCAAAGACCUAAGCAAUUGCCAGGAUAAAGUGAUGAAGAACAUUGGGAUGUCUUACAUCCGUCCUUUUCCUUCUUUUCCAAUGAAAGAAAAGAUCGUAAAAGGAACUGCUGCAUUCACCUACAAAUUGAAAUAUGCAGAACGUGGUGCCCUGAUCACAGAAGCUAUGUCCCAGCAGGUGUAUCAGAUCUCCCCAUUCAAUGAACCUGCUGGUGUUGCUGUUACGGAAGUAAGACAAGAACUGAGCUUAAUUGAAGUGAGAAGUGAACAAGUGAGCCCCCCUGAAGUUCAGCUGCAAAAUAGUGGAAGCCUUCGUUAUGAUUUCCCACCAGUACUACCACAGAUGCCAAUUCAACUAAUUAAGAUGAGAAACCCUGAGCAACGGAUAGUGGAAACUUUGCAACAUAUAGUCCAGUACAACCAGGAGGACUUCCACUCAGAUGUCGCAUACAGGUUUUUAGAGCUCAUCCAGCUGUCUCAGGUAGCAACUGUGGAUAACUUUGACUCUCUUUGGAAGCAAUUUUCAGACAGACCUCGCUACAGGCGAUGGUUGCUGAGUGCAAUUUCUGCAGCAGGCACUGUGGAUACAGUGAAGUUCAUUAAAGCAAGACUUCGCAGUGAUGACCUUAACUACAUUGAGACACUUCUGACUGUUUCUGUUACCCUCCAUUUAAUAAAAGCUGAUGAGCAUAUAAUGCCCGUAGCAGCAGAUCUAGUGACCACUUCCCGAAUUCAGAGAAAUCCCAUGCUUCGCAAGUUUGCUUACAUGGCAUACAGUUCCCUGGUAAACAGAUAUUGUUCCAUGUCUUCAUCUUGCCCUAAUGAAGUCCUUCAGCCCCUCCAUGACCUCGCUGCUGAGGCACUCAGCAGGGGCCGUGAGGAAGAUAUGACUUUGGCUUUGAAAGCCAUUGGCAAUGCAGGAGCACCAGCCAGCAUCAAGCGCAUCCUCAAGUUCCUGCCUGUGUUUUCAUCUAGUGCUUCUGAUAUCCCAGUCUAUGUUCAGGUUGAUGCUGUGAUGGCCUUAAGGAAAAUAGUCCGGAAGGACUUCAAACAAGGGCUAGACAUUCUCAUCCGGCUCUUUAUGGACCGCUCACUUUCUCCUGAAGUACGAAUGAUGGCCUGUGUUACCAUCUUUGAAGCUAGACCUGCUCUUCCUCUGAUAACAACCAUGGCUAAUAUGAUGCUGAGCGAGACCAAUUUGCAAGUGGCCAGCUUUUUAUAUUCGCACAUGAAGGCUUUGUCAAAAAGCAGGACACCAUAUCUGUACAAUAUAUCGUCUGCUUGUAACAUUGCCCUUAAGCUACUGAGCCCUAAACUUGACAGACUGAGUUAUCGUUACAGCAAGGUUGUGUGUGCUAGUGCUUACUUCGGUGAAUAUAGGGCUGGUGCCGUUGGAAAUGUCUACCUUAUGAACAGUCCAAAAACAAUGUUUCCAUCAUCUAUAAUCUCCAAUUUGGAGGUACACUAUGAUGGUGCAAUUGCUGAUUUGCUAGAGGUUGGCGUCCGAGCGGAAGGUCUCAUGGAUAUUGUAAGGAAAAAGAACAUUCCAUUUGCUGAAUAUUCCACGUACAAAAAGAUAAAGGAACUUGGGAAGACACUGCUGGGAUGGAAGGAGCUGCCUCCAGAAAACCCUUUAUUAUCAGCCUACGUAAAAUUAUUUGGACAAGAGUUGGCCUUUACUAACAUCAAUAAGAAUCUCCUGGAGCAGGCUGCAAAGACUCUUAGGGAACCAACAGAUAGGCAAGCAGUGGUGAAGAAAAUAAUUCAACAAAUCCGAAAUGGCAUUGCAGGCCAAUGGACUCAGCCAGUGUUCUCAGGAGAAAUUCGACACAUUAUUCCUACUAGUGUCGGUCUACCUUUGGAAUAUGCCUUAUAUAGUACUGCCCUGGCACGUGCUGCAGUAAAUGUCAAUGUAAAGAUGUCCCCUGGUGAUUUUAGGCCUUCACAGUGGACUGAAUCUAGCGUGCAAAUCCGUGCUGAUAUCACCCCCAGUUUAUAUGCUCAAGCAGUGGCAGUGAUGGGAACCAAUACAGAGUAUUUCCAAUCGGCUAUUGAAAUUCAGGCCAAAUUGCAAGCAAGAGCUCCAGUGAAAUUUGAUGCCACGUUGGACAUGAAAGAGAAAAAUUUUAAGUUUGAAACAACUCCAUGCCGUGAGGAGACUGAGAUAAUAACUGGCAGACAUGAAGCUUUUGCUGUAUCAAGAAAUAUAGGAGAACCAGGUGCAGAAAAGAAGAUACCAGUUCUUCCUGAAAAUGCUGUAAAAAAUAUCUUGGAGGAGCCGUUCAAAUCAUCAGAAAGAACUUCAAAAGAAGCCUCCUGGACGAGAGGUGUAUCUGAUAUCCCAUCUAAGAAAUAUUUCUAUGGUUCUGAAGAGGAUCUUCACCACAGUACAGGAAGAAGAACACGUGCACAAGCCAUUUGCAUCAAGAUGUCUCGUUUUGGUUGCCAGCUCUGCUUUUACAGAAAAACACGAGAUGCCACUUUCAUGAAAAAUACAUAUCUGUACAAAUUUAUUGGAGUACAUAAUGGCCAACUUGUUAUGAAACCAGUCCGUACAGAUGCUGCCAUUGACAGAAUCCAGCUAGAGAUUCAGGCAGGAUCCAGAGCAGCUUCCAAAGUAAUCCAGUUGGUAACACCAGAGUCUGAGGAGGAGGAGGAGGAGGAGGACUUAUCUCCGGAUGAUGAGAUUCAAGCUAAGCUGAAGAAGAUCCUAGGAAUUGAAAGUGUGUUCAGGGUUGGAAAUAGAACUCACCGCCAUAAGAAGCAGAAGAAACAAAAGAUCCAGACCACAGACCUCCAGGCAGAAACCAGCGCUAAGCACAGAUCUCUUUCAUCCUCUUCCCCCUCCUCUGCCACUUCUUCUUCCUCUUCUGCUGCUGGUGAGAAGAUCAAAAAUAAAGAGGAGGGUGGCACAGCCUGGCAAUCAAAGAACAAAGAUGCAAAAAGAAGAAAAAGCAGUAGUGCCACCAGCAGCCAAGACAGCAGUGAUAGCAGCAGCAGCAGCAGCAGUGGUGUGACAGGGUCACCUGGCAGCAGGCAUCUAUCAAGACAAGGUACUAAGAGUCCAAACAGUAAGAGCAGCAGCAGCAGCAAAGAUAGCAGCAGCAGUAGCAGCAGCAGCAAAGAUAGCAGCAGCAGCAGUAGCAGCAGCAGCAGCAGCAGCAAAGAUACCCAAACAGAACUGCCACAGAGCCUGGUUGAAAACCCCUUUGUCGCGAGCGGAGGAGGCGGCGCCGGCGGCAGCAGCAGCAGCAGCGACAGCAGCAGCAGCAGUGAGAGCAGGGAUUCUAAAGUUCAGGGGCUUCCAGAGAUCUAUCAGUAUCGCUUCAAGUCGGCACGCUGGCAGAAGUACCCGAAGAAGACCAUUCCAGGUGGCAGCACUAGCAACAGCAGCUCUUCCAGUUCUUCUACAAUGGAAGACACCUCCAAAGCAGCUUCCCAGCUUAAAUUCUUGGGAGACAAAACAUCACCAGUACUGGCUGUUAUUCUUCGUGCUGUCCAAAAUGAUAAAAAGCUGGCAGGCUUCCAGCUUGUGCUGUACUCAGAUUGGUACUCCAGCAGACCCAGGAUACAAGUAUUUGUGUCAAACAUCACAGAAUCAGGCAGAUGGAAACUCUGUGCUGAUGCUUCAGUCAUCAGUUCUCACAAAGCAGCAGCUUAUCUGAAAUGGGGCAAGGAUUGUCGGGACUACAAAAUUUCUACAGAGAUUGUAACUGGUCGGUUUGCUGAUCACCCAGCUGUACAGAUGAAACUGGAGUGGCCUAAAGUUCCUUCAAGAGUCAAGGCAAUUGCACAAUGGUUUUACACAUUCAUCCCAGGAACUGCAUAUAUGUUAGGUUUCUCAGAAAAAACAGACAAAAAUCCUUCUCAACAGGCCAAGAUGACUGUGGCUCUAACUUCUCCAAGGACUUGUGAUGUUGUCAUCAAAUUGCCUGACAUAAUCAUUUAUGACAGAGCAGUCAGGCUCCCAGUGCCCCUCCCUCUCGGUCCAAGCAUACCAUCUUCAGAAGUGCAGUCUCCUUCCUGGAAUGUGUUUGCUGCAGCACCAUUUGCAAUCCUUGAGACUCUUAAAGCUCAUUGUUCAGUUUCUGACGACAACAUCACAACUUUCAAUGGAGUUGAAUUUAACUACUCAAUGCCUACAAACUGCUAUCACAUCUUGGCUCAGGAUUGUAGCCCAGAACUGAAAUUCCUGGUGAUGAUAAAGAACCCAGAAGAGUCUGACCUGAAAGAAAUGAAUAUCAAGCUUGGUCAUCAUGAAAUGGACAUGUAUCCUGAAAGUGGGCUUAUCAAACUCAGGGUCAAUGGUGUUGAAACCCCGGUAGCAAACAUCUCAUAUACAACUGACUCUGGUGCUUCUGUAACAGUCAACAGUGAGGAGGAAGGAAUAUCACUUGUAGCCCCAGACUAUGGCAUUGAUAAAUUAUAUUUUGAUGGACAUGAAUUCAAGGUUCAAAUUGCUUUAUGGAUGGCUGGAAAAAUAUGCGGUAUUUGUGGAAAAUAUGAUGCAGAGAAUGAAGAGGAAUAUCGGACACCAAGUGGAUCCAUAGCUAAAGAUUCAGUGAGCUUUGCUCACUCCUGGAUUCUGUCAGAAGACCGUUGUGCUGGCACUUGUAAACUACAGCGUUCACUUGUGAAACUUGAAAAAACAAUUAGACUUGAGGGAGAGGACUCAAAAUGCUAUUCAACUGAGCAUGUGCUGCAAUGUGUGAAAGGGUGCACACCAACUGAGACUACCCCAGUCACAGUUGGCUUCCAUUGUGUCCCAGCUGAUUCAGUUUCCAACCUGCUUGAAGGACAGAUGAAGCUUGACCAGAAGUCUGAGGAUACAGAGGAGGUAGUUGAAGCCCAUACCGCAUGUUCAUGCAGGGACCUUCACUGUUAGUUAUAAGGCUACAUUUCAGCAUAUGCAAAAGUUUGAGUGUUUAUUUUUAUUCUAUGACGCCAGAAAAUUCAUCCUAGGCAAGCAUAGAGUUGUUAAUUUAAGUGUUUAAAGUCCUACUGAAUCUUCUUAAAGAAAGCUGAUCUAAAGAAAUGUUCAACAUUAUCACUGUAAAACUGUUCUGAAAAUUCAUAUCUG